Rana temporaria (common frog) is the source of this 1126-nucleotide messenger RNA. RefSeq names its product apolipoprotein A-I-like. Lineage: Eukaryota; Metazoa; Chordata; Amphibia; Anura; Ranidae. The record is from RefSeq and is a predicted model, not a curated record. The transcript is spliced from 4 exons. Gene Ontology annotation, cellular component: extracellular region. Gene Ontology annotation, molecular function: high-density lipoprotein particle receptor binding; lipid binding. Bases 70 to 855 code for a protein of 261 amino acids. Gene Ontology annotation, biological process: lipoprotein metabolic process; lipid transport.
CUGCUUCAUACUAAUUCCAUAACAGCUAGCCAACAGAGGAAAGCAGGUUGAGGUAAACCAUUUGCAAAUAUGAAAAGCUUGACCCUAACCAUCGCUCUAGUGUUCCUUACAGGAACCCAAGCUCGUUACCCUUGGCAGAAUGAGGAACCCCAGACACCCAUCCAGCAAGUCCGGGAGGCAAUUGAGGGCUACCUAAUCACGUUACAGGACAUUGGCAAGACGGCUGUGGCACAGGCAGAAUCUUAUGACGUUGCAAAACAGCUCGAUUUGAAACUCACUGAGAAGUUCGAUGCCUUCAGCACUAAUGCACUGGCUUUGAGGAAACAGCUGAACCCCUAUGUGGAUAAUGUAAGGGAAAAAGUGUCUGCAGAGCUGGAGAAGGAUAUUCCCCUUCUCAGAGAAAAGAUCCGUCCCUUUAUUGAAACCUUUCAGAAAAACUGGGCUGCUGAAGUAACAUCUUUCAAGGAGAAUAUUGCACCAGUGGUGGAAGAUUGGAAGAAGCAGACCAAGGAGAAUAUAGACGGAUUUUACAAAAAAGCCCAGCCUCAGCUUGAAGGGCUUCGCGUAAAGCUUGGUUCUGAGUUUGACAGCCUUAAAACCAAGAUUGCCCCAUACAAGGAGGAAAUCAGGCAAAAGCUGAUUGAGAAGUUUGAAGAGGUGAAAGCCAAUGCUGGUCCUAGAGCAGAAGAAUAUAAAGCCCAGUUAGCCCAACAUGCUGAAACCCUAAAACAGAGGCUUGGACCCGUGGUUGAGAACCUCAAAGAGCAGCUUGGGCCCAAAUUAGAGGAAGCCAAAAUAAAGCUGGCCCAGCUGUGGCAAACUGUGCAAGCCAGGAUCGCUGAACGCUACGCCUAAAUAUAAUUGUCUAUUCCAGUGACUGUAUGAAGACAUGGUACUAGAGACGUCAAUUUCCACCAUCCUGUAUUCCUACCCUUCCACCAUAAGCAUGCUGUUUACCAAAGAGGAACACAUACCCAUGCUGCUACUCCAAGCCCAAUGGCAAAAAAUGUCUAUGCGGUCUGAUGUAAUGCUAUGUUUACCUCCAUUAUUGAGAUUACCUAGGUUCUAAGACCAUGUUCCUCUUUUCUUUCAUAUCAGUCUGUGAAUAAAAUGCAUUGGUAAAUUA